AUGGAAAUGGGAGCCGCUGUUGAACCGAGGCAAAUGAGGCAAACGAGGGAUCAUCAUUUGCCUCGGAAAAGGCGCUUUGCUCCAAGGUCCAGGGUAGGCUGCGUUACCUGUCGCCAUCGGAGGAAGCGCUGCGUCGGAGCCGUGGGACAGGGGGAGUGCGAUGCCUGUCAACGACUCAACCUCGAGUGUGUUUGGGAUGCGCGAAAGCGACUGUCGGAUACAGAUUCCGCGAGAUCUGUAACACCGCCUUUAUCAGCCUUGCAAGCUCCGAGGAGGACGAGGUCAAGGGCUCGGCCAACGACAGCUGCAGGGAAUGACAUACAAAUGUCACCAGUUCCAUCACCAACAGCAUUAGGCCAUCUCGAGUUUAACAACGAAGACCAGCGCAUCCUCAUGUCCUAUUACAUCCAUGCAUUUGUCCCCAAUAUCUCAGUCGCCAGCAUCCCGUCCAACUUCCUCACCUCUGUCUACGUCCCCAUGGCCUUCCACUGCGAAGCUGUGAGGGAUGGUCUUCUGGCCUGCGCUUCCGCCCACCUAUCCCAGGCUGCUUCUGACCAAACCCGCCAAACCCGCCUCCUGGAGCUCUCUUCAAAAUACCAGAUGAAGUGCCACAAGUUCCUCCAGGAAAGGCUCUCACCGUCGGGGCACCUACAACAAGAUAUACUCGAAUCCAUAGCCAUCAUCAUGAUGCUGGUGGGACUCGAGGUGCAAAACGGUGCCCGAACAUCGACCUGGAUUGACCAACUGAACUGUGUUCGCAACAUUGUUCGACAGCGCGGCGGGAGGGCUGCAUUCUGCCGCAGUUCCUGGGAAGCAGACUGUCUCUACCAGCAUUUUCUCUACCAUGACGUGAUGAGUCUCGUAAUGGCAGGAGUUUCGGGAAAAGAGACAGAGUACGAUGACGGUUUCGAGGAGGCUGUCAUUUCUCCUUCACCAAGUCUCCCUGUAGAGACGAAAAUGCCCUGGGACAAGUUUAUUUCCGGGGAUGAUGCUCAGCCGUCGUAUCCCGAGACAGAAUUUCCCAUUGCCCACGACGUCUUUGAUUCGGUCCAUCCACUGCUCGGCGUAUCCACGAAUUUGUUUCUCGUCUUUCAGAAAAUCAGGCACGUCCCACACAUGGAUCUAACAGCUGAACCUGAUCUGUUAUUUCUGGACCUCGAACAUAAAUUAUCCUCGAUGCAAUUCUGCCCAAACACAGCUGUCGAGGAAGGCUCCUUUAUUGACACAAGCAAUCACCCCGACCUUCUUAUCCUCGCUGAAACUAUCCGUCUCGUGGCCCUCAUGAUUCUUUAUCGACGCUCAGCAGCACAUGUCCAUCAUUUACCGGUACUCGCUCGGCGCCUUCUCGACCUCGCUGACCAGAUACCUUCUGGAAGCCUUGUUGAAGUUGGACUGACAUGUCCACUGUUCCUUGCCGGGACCCAACUGAGCUCCGAGGCUGAUAUUUUCCAGUGCGCCACGAGGUUACUCAGAAUACGUAAGAGAGUCAAGGUUAUGAACAUUCUGUCGGCUGAAAAGGUGCUAGAAGAGGUCUGGCGAGAGAGGUUAAAUGGCGGUAUUCUCUGGGAUUGGGAACAUGUGCUUCGGAAGCGGCAAUGGGUAAUCAAUUUAGCUUAAACGCAGUUGGCUGUGCCAUCAUAAAUGGUGCCGCCAUGUGUCACUCACUAUUUGCAGAAGUGUGGAGGUCUAGGAGGCAUAACCCAAAUAUGGUGUUUCUUAGUAGAUUCUAUAGGAGGCAACCGAAAAGCCCCGUUUCAUCUCCCGAUCGCGAGAGCUCUAGAGUGUUAUCUUGAAGGUGUAUUAUAUAGAGUAGCUGUUAUAUAACACACCGGAUAUACCACCGAUGCCGUUAGCCAG
This is a messenger RNA of Ilyonectria robusta, 1857 nucleotides long. Its product is annotated as fungal-specific transcription factor domain-containing protein. NCBI's taxonomy places the organism in Eukaryota, Fungi, Ascomycota, Sordariomycetes, Hypocreales, Nectriaceae. Gene Ontology annotation, cellular component: nucleus. The record is from RefSeq and is a predicted model, not a curated record. The transcript is spliced from 2 exons. Gene Ontology annotation, molecular function: zinc ion binding; DNA-binding transcription factor activity, RNA polymerase II-specific; transcription cis-regulatory region binding. Gene Ontology annotation, biological process: positive regulation of transcription by RNA polymerase II. Bases 1 to 1617 code for a protein of 538 amino acids.